AUGGCAGGUCCAGGCUUCCACCCCCACCCGGUCUCCUUCUUCCACCGCGGCAUGGCCAAGGCUCUCGGAGCAGGCAUGUGGUUCUUCAUCUUCUACCGGGCAAGACAGGACGGAGCUGCUCUGAUUGGCCUGAGACAUCCAUGGGACGGCCACGGACAUGGACACGGACACGGCGACGAAGAGCACCAUUGA
Dioszegia hungarica is the source of this 192-nucleotide messenger RNA. RefSeq lists its product as uncharacterized. The transcript is spliced from 4 exons. Bases 1 to 192 code for a protein of 63 amino acids. NCBI's taxonomy places the organism in Eukaryota, Fungi, Basidiomycota, Tremellomycetes, Tremellales, Bulleribasidiaceae. Gene Ontology annotation, cellular component: mitochondrial inner membrane. The record is from RefSeq and is a predicted model, not a curated record.